AUUUUUAAAAAGAAUGCUAAAAGAAUAGACUAAAUUUUACAGCCCAGCAGUGCAACAUUACUGAAGCAAGGAGGAAAUUACUAAUUUUAAAUAACAGAAAUACUUACUCUAGAGACACUGUUAUUUAUCAAUAAAUGUACAGUAAAUGAGUACAUAAGUAUAUAAUCUUUCAUGGUCAAAAUUAAGAAUAGGUUUUAUGGCAACAAAAUAUUUAUGUGUGAACGAGUACUAUAAUUAUUUUAAGAAACUAUCAUUGUGUGGGCCACAAAUUGUUGAUUUUGAUAAAGAGAAUAUUUUUCACAGGUAGCUGUAAGUUCUACUCACUUGUAUGUUAAUAAGAAAUACUUACUUAGCCAAGAAAAUACAUUCAAAAAUACAUGUGUAAAAUGAAUUAAAGCACAAAUGAAAACAGUAAUUGAAUUUUUUUACCUUUUGAUUCAACAAUAUCUCUACCCGCGGUACUGAAUUCAAACAGACCAUUGAAGCUCUACAUGGUUUUAAAAUAAAUGUUGCACUUCAUAGUCUCUUACUGUGGUGUUCUUUAAAUAUUUUAGCAUCUAUCUGUAAUAGGUUGAGAUGAUUUAGGUGUUUCAGAAGAGAAAACUGAGAAUGCUGAUGGAGGAAGCACUCUUCUUUGCUUGAAAUAUUUAUCUAAAUCAUUUUAAAUAUAGCUUACUAUUCUUGGGCUUUGCACUGGAAACAACUAUGAGUGAAUAAAACCUCUCAAGGCUGUUCUGCUGCUGAACCAGGCUUGGAGAGAGAAAUGGCAGGAGAGCCAACAGUAAACACAGCAGAUUUGCUUCACUGUUUAUGUCCCCAGAGUCUCCCUGGGCUGCUGCAUGGCUCAGUAUUAGAUUAUGGUUCACAUCUGGUCUGUGUGAUCACCAAAACAUUCAACCCACUUUGACAGCUGAGGCUUGGACUGGAUGAUCUGCUGCAGGAUGAGAAAAACCAGCUUAUGACAACAAACGUUUGGUUGACUCAGGAGUGGAUUGAUAACAAGCUGCGGUGGAAUCCAGAUAAAUAUGGUGGAAUCACCUCCAUCCGAGUUCCCUCAGAAAAUAUCUGGCUCCCAGACAUUGUCCUAUAUGAGAACGCUGAUGGACGCUUUGAGGGCUCCCUGAUGACCAAAGCUAUCGUAAAGCACAACGGUGCCAUCACCUGGACGCCACCCGCCAGUUACAAGUCUGCCUGCACCAUGGACGUCACUUUUUUCCCCUUUGACCGGCAGAACUGCUCCAUGAAGUUUGGGUCGUGGACCUAUGAUGGCAACAUGGUGGACCUGGUCCUGAUGGACAACCACGUUGAUCGGAAAGACUUCUUCGACAACGGAGAGUGGGAGAUUCUCAGUGCUACUGGAGCCAAAGGAAACAGGAAGGAUGGCUUGUAUUCCUACCCAUUCAUCACCUACUCCUUCAUCCUGAAGAGAUUGCCAUUGUUCUACACGCUCUUUCUCAUCAUUCCCUGUUUGGGUUUGUCCUUUCUUACUGUCCUUGUGUUUUACCUUCCCUCGGAUGAAGGAGAGAAGCUGUCACUCUCCACCUCUGUCCUAGUGUCCCUCACUGUGUUCCUUUUAGUCAUAGAGGAGAUCAUCCCCUCCUCCUCCAAGGUAAUCCCUCUCAUCGGAGAAUAUUUGCUCUUCAUCAUGAUCUUCGUCACCCUUUCGAUUAUCGUCACCGUCUUCGUCAUCAAUGUGCACCACCGCUCCUCAGCCACCUAUCACCCAAUGUCGCCAUGGGUUCGCAGUCUUUUCCUGCAGAAACUGCCCAGACUGCUUUGCAUGCGAGGACACACGGACCGGUACCACUACCCGGAACUGGCUCCGGAAAGUCCUGAACUGAAGCCUCGCUCUGGAAGUCGGAGGGGAGGUUGGAAGACGAGCAGCGGAGCAUGUGGACAGGCAGCUUCUGAUGGGAAGGAGGAAGAAGCCUGGGCCACCAUGUUGGAGAAAGCCAUCUACUCUGUGCGGUACAUCAGCAGACACAUCCGUAAAGAGCACUUCAUUCGCGAGGUGGUUCAAGACUGGAAGUUUGUUGCCCAGGUGUUAGACCGAAUCUUCCUCUGGGCUUUUCUUACUGUCUCAAUUCUGGGCACCAUCCUCAUCUUCACUCCAGCCUUGCAGAUGUUCCUGAAAAUCCCUCCUCCAACUGCAACCGAGGAGCCGCCUCUACACCAAUAAACAUCACCAUCUUUAUCUGUGGCAGCUGAAGGUCUUCACUCCAGAAUUUAUAAAAAGUUACAGCUGUGCAAGAAGAAGAAACGUUCAAAAACUAUAAAAUCCUCUGACCACAUUUAUAUACGUUUCAAGUGCACAAAAUAACAUUUCACAAAGCGAUGAGGGAGGGUUUUUGUUUUGAGGGCAGUUUAGUGCAUUUAUUUCUUCACAAACGGUAGGUCACACACGCUCACUCUUUACGAUUGAAUGAAUGCUGAUAUUUAAUAAACUGGAAUCUAGAGAGCAAAACAGAAAAAAGAUAUGCAUAUAGUGUAAAAGCUGGAUUUAUGCAUUUAAAUCACUUGCUCACAUUA
Molecule: messenger RNA, 2529 nt
Organism: Xiphophorus couchianus (Monterrey platyfish)
Lineage: Eukaryota; Metazoa; Chordata; Actinopteri; Cyprinodontiformes; Poeciliidae
Product: neuronal acetylcholine receptor subunit non-alpha-2-like
Exons: 5
Coding region: 959-2179 (406 amino acids)
Biological process (GO): monoatomic ion transmembrane transport
Cellular component (GO): postsynaptic membrane
Molecular function (GO): acetylcholine-gated monoatomic cation-selective channel activity; transmembrane signaling receptor activity
Source: RefSeq, a predicted model, not a curated record